AUGUUCCCUGUGAGACAGACUUGUUUUCUAGUCUCCCGCCUACCUCACAUCCGAACAUUGAAGGUACCAGCUAUGACCACAAAAGAUACCCCCAAUGAAUUUGAUCAAUAUCUGCAUGAGGAGGUGAGACAGGCGAAGCAGACGCAGGAGAACAAGUUGAAGAAACGGAAAGUUAACGUAACGACGAAGGAACUGCGUGACUCCAAUGGGUUCCGGCUUCGCUGGAAUGAAUCGAAUAAGUUGAAACAGAAACAGGAGGACCCCGAUUACGACGCUGUAAUUGAGAAUGGGUUACGGAAGAUCAAACCGUACUACUUCACUUACAAAACUUUCUGCAAGGAGAGAUGGCGGGAUCGGAAGUUGUUAGAUGUGUUCGUCAGCGAAUUCCGCGAUAGGGACAAGAAGUAUUACCAAAGGGCUAUCGAGGAAGGUUCUGUGUUUCUUGACGGAAAACCUGCAAACCUUGACAGUGUGGUCAAGAACGGUAAUCUGAUAACGCAUCAAUUGCAUAGACACGAACCUUCAGUGACUGCAAAUCCCGUGAAGGUUGUAUUCCAAGACGACGAUAUUUUAGUGAUCGACAAACCCAGUGGGAUCCCCGUGCAUCCAACUGGCCGCUACCGUUUCAAUUCUGUCACAAAGAUGUUGCAGAGAGAUUUGGGGAUUGCGGUCCACCCUUGCAACCGACUGGAUAAGCAAACCAGUGGGUUGAUGUUUCUCGCGAAAACACCGAAGGGUGCUGAUGAGAUUGGAGACCAACUGAAGGCGAGGGAGGUCACGAAGGAGUACGUUGCCCGCGUGGUGGGGGAGUUCCCCCGGGAAGAGAUUACGGUAGAAAAACCAUUGAAGACGUUAGAGCCUAGGGUUUCCCUCAAUGUGGUGUGUCAAAUAGAUGAUGAGAAUGCCAAGCAUGCCAAAACAGUAUUCCAAAGGAUCAGUUACGAUGGUAAGACGAGCAUUGUAAAAUGUAAGCCGUUAACUGGGAGACAGCACCAAAUCAGAGUCCAUUUGCAGUACCUGGGCCAUCCGAUUGCGAACGACCCGAUCUACUCGAACCCGAGUAUAUGGGGGGAUGCGCUGGGUGCUCGCGGGGAAGCUGACUUCGACGAUGUGAUCACGAAGUUGUACGAGAUCGGUAAGACCAAGUCAGCUCAGAGCUGGUACUUCAGAGACUGCAAAGGUGAGGUGCAAAGAGAGGAGAAAUGCACAGACUGUGGAACCGACUUGUACACUGAUCCAGACCUAAACGGGUUGAUUCUAUGGUUGCAUGCGUACAAGUACGAGUCCUCCAUCUUGGACGACGAAACGGGCAAGAAGAAGUGGAGUUACCGCACGUCCUUCCCUCAAUGGGCUCUGGACCCUCACAAAAAGUACAUGGAAUUUGCUAUAGAGGAGGCUCGCAAGUGUGGCCCCACGACCACCGCAUUCAGUGUCGGAGCUGUUUUAACCAACGGCACCGAUGUGUUAGAGGUAGGAUACUCCAGAGAACUACCGGGCAACACACACGCUGAGCAGUGCGCCCUAGAGAAGUAUUUUACCAAGACGGGUCACAGAAGGGUCCCCCCGGGGACGGUUCUAUACACGACCAUGGAACCAUGCUCGUUUCGACUAAGCGGCAACGACCCGUGUGUUCAGCGGGUACUCUCCCUCGGAGGGGACAUACAGACGGUGUUUGUCGGCGUCAUGGAGCCAGACACCUUCGUCAAGAACAAUACAAGUCUCACUCUCCUGGAAAACGCGGGAAUCAAUUACAUCCAAAUCCCAGGGUACGAAAGUGAGUGUACAAAGAUAGCCUUCCAUGGGCACCCAGACCAAACGGCCUGA
Molecule: messenger RNA, 1824 nt
Organism: Huiozyma naganishii CBS 8797
Lineage: Eukaryota; Fungi; Ascomycota; Saccharomycetes; Saccharomycetales; Saccharomycetaceae
Exons: 1
Coding region: 1-1824 (607 amino acids)
Biological process (GO): pseudouridine synthesis
Molecular function (GO): pseudouridine synthase activity; RNA binding
Source: RefSeq, a predicted model, not a curated record